This is a messenger RNA of Halichondria panicea, 2385 nucleotides long. Its product is annotated as DNA polymerase delta subunit 3-like. Gene Ontology annotation, cellular component: nucleus; delta DNA polymerase complex. Gene Ontology annotation, biological process: DNA synthesis involved in UV-damage excision repair; DNA replication; nucleotide-excision repair, DNA gap filling. Bases 90 to 1418 code for a protein of 442 amino acids. Gene Ontology annotation, molecular function: DNA-directed DNA polymerase activity. The record is from RefSeq and is a predicted model, not a curated record. Lineage: Eukaryota; Metazoa; Porifera; Demospongiae; Suberitida; Halichondriidae. The transcript has 16 exons.
UAAUUGCAUUUACAAUCAGGGGCUCUGCAGUUUCCCCCUUUGAUUAAAGAUAGUCCAGGGUUCUCUUGAUUGGUCUGCAGACAACCACAAUGUUAGGAGAUUCACUGUAUCUAGACAAUAUAGAGGAGUAUGUACAAGAUGAGAGCAAAAUUGUGACCUACAAAUGGCUGAGCAGGUGCUUGGAAGUGCCUGCCAAUACCGCAAAGCAAAUGUUGUACUCUUAUGUGUCUCGCUGUCAGGAGAGCACCUCAGCCCACCACCAGCUAAGUGUCACCUACCUCGUCACUGGAGUCUCCAAUAAUCAGGGCCAUCAAGUGUGUAUAGUUGAGGAGGAGGAUUUAGAAGAUACAAAGAAGAAGUUUUCUGCGCUGCUCGGUGUUCAUAUCUAUUCUGUGCAAAAACACAAGUUAAAGGAGACCUGCUCUCUGUAUAUAACUGAUUAUGACAUUGGUGAGGACCACAUUAGUAACUACUCCAGAUGGAGCCCCAUAGAAUGCUCGGUGAACACAAAGAAAGUUGUUGCUAAGAAAGAGAAGAGUGUUUCUCAGAAUGACUCCACAGCUAAACCACCUCUCCCUACACUGUCGCACAUGGAGAGGACCAGCGACUCUAAACAAGAUAUUGCUGUAUCUCAAGUGGUAAAAGAAAAGCCUAGGCAAACCGCGAAGGUGAGCACUUCUAGUAAGCCCAAGCCCAAGCCUCCUGCUAAAGGAUCAAUGAUGUCCUUCUUUGGCAUCGCAAGCAGUGACAAACAGAAAGCACCACCAGCUAAGAAAGUUGAGGCAAAACCACAGCAGCAGAAGCCUCAGCAAAAAGAAACCUCUCAACUAAAAGAACCUGUUUCAAGUGUUUCCAAACCUGCAACCACCUCACCAAAAAAAGAAGAACCACCAUCUAGUCGAAUAAAGACUACUAAGAGUAAAGCAUCUGGCUUGUUUGAUGGGCUAGAUGAUUCUGAUAUUGAUAACGAGGACAGUGAAGAAGAAAAACCUCAGCCAAAGCAAGCAAAGCCAUUGCGUCAAAGAGGCAAAAGGAAGAACCAAACCACUCAAGUAGCUAAGAAAGAAAAAAUAAUAGUUGACCCACAGCAGAAGAGGCGAAGAGUGCAGGAGUUGUCCAGUGAUGAGGAGACCACAGAGAGUGAUUUGAGGAGUGUACCUGCUACCAAGGUGAAGACUGAGCUUGGUGGAAAACGACGAAAGAAAAUUAGGAGGCUGGUUCCCAAGAUGUACAUGACUGAUGACGGGGAAAUGGUGACCGAGCGAUCCUGGGAGAUGGUCUCCACGGACGCGAGUGGUGAAGAGGACUGUGUACUGACAGUGAGUAAGAAAGCUAAGAUUGAACCUAAGAAAGAGGAGGCGAAAGUGUCUCCCAAAAAGACUAAACAAGCAACUCUUAUGAACUUUUUUACUAAGUAGCAUUUUUUGGUUGAGGUCCAACGGACGCUGAGUUUAUCUCCGUUAUGGUGGCAUUUUGAUUAUCUCGUUUAGUGUAGAAUUUAGGGUCACUGAUCAUGUUAAUAAUAAUACAGUCAUUGUUACAUGUACAAGUUCAAAUAGGUGGAAGUAGCGUCAUCACAGGAUGUGUAGGGUGAAUGGGUUCGCUCAUGUGAGUCUAAAGUUCGUGGGAACAGCUAUUCAUGUAUGGCUUUUUAUGAUCACAGGAAGUGAGCAUAUCAAUUAACAUUCAGAAUAUGUAAUCACCCACGAGAACUUACUGGUGUGCAUGGAGUGCCAUGAAACUGUAUAUAAGAAGAGCAAACUGGUUACUGAAUUCAAUUAAUACUGCAAAAGCGAAAUCUCAAGUUCCAAGUUCUCAAACAGUCAUCUCUCAACUAGUACCAUGGGUAGUGUAAACGUAACACCUUUCACAGUUACUCCACGCUACAAGGACGAUGCAGAUCAUUCUUGGGUGACCAAACAAGGAGUGAUUGCGCUAUCAGUUUGGAUGAAUUCUCGCACCACCAUAACAUUGGAGGAUGUUGCCCUAUUAAUUGAGCAGUACGUAGAAGCUCAAAUAUCACAGCAACUGAAAAUUCGUUCAGCCAACAGUUCAGUGGAAAAGGCUGCUAAAGUAAACUACCAUGGUGAAAUCAACAGCAUGACAUUUCGUGGACAAGUGAUUGAGAGAGCUGAGAUGGCAACCCACCCUGCCACUGUAUACAUGAAGGAUGGCGAGAAUUUCAGCUUGUACAUGACCCAGAGAGUUGAGAAUCACUGCUGUGUUUUGGUUUAACUCAUAAUUAUAUCAACAUUUUGUAGAUCAGUGCAGUGCAGUGUAUAUUCUGUGUACAUUUGUGUUUUAUAAAGAUUCAUUGACUGGAAAAAUAUGUGUUCGUAUCAUUAUUUGUGCCCUUGUUAAUGUUACAAAUAAUUAUAAUUUUAA